This is a messenger RNA of Passer domesticus (house sparrow), 897 nucleotides long. RefSeq lists its product as uncharacterized. NCBI's taxonomy places the organism in Eukaryota, Metazoa, Chordata, Aves, Passeriformes, Passeridae. The transcript is spliced from 6 exons. Bases 157 to 897 code for a protein of 246 amino acids. Gene Ontology annotation, cellular component: cytoplasm. The record is from RefSeq and is a predicted model, not a curated record.
CCAGCCAUUGUAAGGAACAUCCACCAGAGGCUGGUGUCCCAUGACACUGUGGAUGCCAGGCUGCAAAUUGACAUUGUGAGGCUGGCUGAAGAGCACCCUCCUGACGUGGUGCUGACCCUCCUGCGCUGUGCCCCAACGUGUGACAGAGCUGCUGAGAUGAUGUGGAAAACCAUAGGAUCAGUGGGACCAGCAGUGGAGAAAGUGCUGCCAACACUGCUGUGUGUGAUGGAGGACUGGCCUGUGCACAGCGCAUCCACCUCCGAUGGGGAUGACACAGAUGUUUCUGCCCUGGCUGCAACUCUGGUGAUCUGGGUGAUUGUCCAGGUGCCCGAGUGCCACGAGGGCAUACUCCCUCAUUCUUCCCGCCUGUUUGUGGCUCUGCUCUUCCAUAUUGUCAUCACAGCAAAGAGGAUGCCACCAGCAGAAGCUGGGCACUUCUGGAAAGCAUGUCGCAAAGAACAUCGCCUUACCAUCAACCCCAGCAGGUUUGCAGUGCAGACCAUGAAGGCUCUGCUCUACCGACUGCAGUGUGACAAUGAGGUGAUGGCUAUGGAGCGCAAGCGUGGCUGGGACACGCUGCUGACUGCUCGCACCCAGCACUAUGCCGUGGGUCUGCUGGCCAGGGAUAUGUGCCAUGUCUUGACCUCCAUGUUUUCCCAUGUCGCAUACCGCCUUCUCCUUGUGCUCAGCUGUGAAAAGCCAAGGUGGGAUCUGCCCUUCCUGGCAUUCCUUGUGGAGGUCCUCGAGUGCCUGGACUGGAACAAAUGUGCUCACACUGUCCUGAAGAUCAUGUCAAGUUGCCUGCACAGCAAAUGCAGGGAGCAGCGUCGCCUGGCGCUCAGAGGCCUCGUGGUGCUCAGCAAGGAUCCCUCGAUGGUGAGAAGGGGCAGCGGCUGA